UUCCCGAAAGCAAACAAGUGACUUUUCUCUCUCUCUCUCUCUUUUUUUUUUGUUCUAUCUGAACUUCUUUGUCUCGAGAUUCGCUUCUCUACGCGAACUCCUUUAUCAUCAUCUUCCCUCUGUCGGUUGGAUCGAAAAGGUUUCUGUAAGAAAGAGAUUCCGAAAGUUUCCAACUUUGUGUCAAUAUACCAAAAGAAAAAGGAAAAAGUUGAUUCAGAAUGGUGGAAACAGGGGACCAUCAACACCAUCCUCCGGCGACCGCCUCCGCCGCUGCUCCGCCGAUGGUUGUUCCGCCGUCUCUGGCGGUUUCGAGGGGACCCACUUGGACUCCGGCGGAGCAGCUCCACCAGCUUCAGUACUGCAUCCACUCAAACCCUUCAUGGCAUGAAUCUGUUUUACUGGCUUUCCAACACUACAUUGUGAUGCUUGGGACAACCGUGUUGAUUGCCAACACUCUUGUGCCCCAGAUGGGUGGGGAUAAUGGUGAUAAAGCGCGAGUAAUCCAGACACUGCUGUUUAUGUCGGGAAUAAACACGUUGCUACAAACCCUUAUCGGGACAAGGCUUCCUACGGUGAUGGGAGUUUCUUUUGCGUAUAUUCUUCCCGUGUUGUCGAUCAUCAGAGAUUACAAUGAUGGUCAGUUUGCAUCCGAGAAGCAGAGAUUUCGGCAUACCAUAAGAACUGUACAAGGAUCUCUAAUCAUUGCGUCGUUCGUGAAUAUCAUACUUGGAUAUGGUCAAGCAUGGGGAAACCUGAUAAGAAUCUUUACCCCCAUUAUUGUUGUGCCGGUGGUUAGUCUCGUGGGCCUUGGUCUGUUCAUUAGGGGCUUUCCGUUGCUUGCUAACUGCGUGGAAAUCGGUCUGCCUAUGCUGAUUCUGUUGAUUGUCUCACAGCAAUAUUUGAGACAUCUCCUUCCGAGGGCACAUGCUGCACUCGAGAGAUACGCUUUACUUCUUUGCAUGGGACUUAUAUGGGCUUUCGCCGCUAUCCUCACUGUUGCUGGUGCUUACAACAACGUCUCGGCCGUGACAAAGCAAAACUGCCGUACAGAUCGCGCCUUUCUCAUGUCCACAGCUCCUUGGAUCAAGAUUCCGUAUCCGUUUCAAUGGGGAACUCCGAUAUUCAGAGCGAGUCACGUGUUUGGAAUGUUUGGUGCUGCAAUUGUUGCAGCUGCAGAGUCUUCUGGAACCUUUUUUGCCGCUUCCCGUCUGGCAGGAGCAACAGCGCCUCCAGCUCAUGUCGUUUCCCGUAGUGUCGGGCUACAGGGUAUUGGCAUGCUCCUUGAAGGAAUCUUCGGCUCCAUUGUCGGAAACACUGCAUCCGUUGAAAAUGUCGGUCUUCUUGGACUGACACGAAUAGGGAGUAGAAGAGUGGUACAGAUCUCGACGGGUUUCAUGAUCUUUUUCUCCAUAUUUGGAAAAUUCGGUGCUUUCUUUGCAUCUAUACCACUUCCCAUCUUUGCAGCCAUAUACUGUGUACUACUCGGAAUCGUUGCUGCUGUCGGGAUCUCGUUUAUACAGUUCUCUAACACGAAUUCCAUGAGAAAUAUCUACGUCCUCGGGGUAUCUCUGUUCCUCGGGCUCUCGAUAGCUCAGUAUUUUGUUUCUAACACUACAAGGGAGGGAUAUGGACCAGUUCGGACGUCAGGUGGAUGGUUCAACGAUAUACUGAACACGAUAUUCGGGUCAGCUCCAAUGGUGGCGAUCAUAGUGGCAACGAUACUUGACAACACGCUGGAAGCCCGGCACGCCAUAGAGGAAAGGGGAAUACCGUGGUGGAAGCCGUUCCAACACAGAAAAGGCGAUAUGAGGAACGAGGAGUUCUAUAGCAUGCCACUGAGAAUAGACGAGUACUUGCCGACCAGGUUCCUGUGAGUGUUUCAAUUUUAACAUUUUGAGUUUCGUUUUACAUAUAAAGUUGUGGGUUUUUUUUUUUUUUUUUUUGGGGCAAGUUUGGUUGUUGUUGUUGUUUUCUCCGUGUGUGUGUGUGUGUGUGUCAUGUAACAUUGUAGAUUUUUAUGUGUCCGGUUCUAGUUUUGGUGGGUUUCCGACAAAAUGUAACAUACUCGAAUGAUAUUUACAAGUCUUUCCAAAACAUUGUUUUCAUGUUUUGGUUCA
Tarenaya hassleriana is the source of this 2117-nucleotide messenger RNA. RefSeq names its product nucleobase-ascorbate transporter 3. The coding region runs from base 219 to 1874 and encodes 551 amino acids. The transcript has 14 exons. The record is from RefSeq and is a predicted model, not a curated record. Gene Ontology annotation, molecular function: transmembrane transporter activity. Gene Ontology annotation, cellular component: plasmodesma; plasma membrane. Lineage: Eukaryota; Viridiplantae; Streptophyta; Magnoliopsida; Brassicales; Cleomaceae. Gene Ontology annotation, biological process: transmembrane transport.